GUUUGGUUCUUUUUCGUAACAGAAGACAUGUGCGUAUUGGGUCUGAUGAUUGGUUCCAGAUAGUCACCCCAAGGCAAAGGAUUCAACUGUAAAGAUGUCCUUAUCCAUUUCUUCCACAAUGUUGCAGAUUUCAGUGAAACAACUGGUUACACUAUGUAGCAGAAGGUUGUUGGAGAGAAAUCUUGGCCUGGUAACAACUUCAAAAACCAGGUGUCAGCAAUGUUCUUCAAAUGCCUCCAACGAUAGAAAUCGUAAAAAGCUAUACUCCAUUUCUAGAGCAAUAGCUCAAAGGGCCGAUGGCAUUUUUGAUGUUCCUAUUAUUAUGCGACACAUUGGUGACAAGAUAAUACAAGAUGAAAAUUAUGACAACCUAAUCCCAGAAUUGUCAGAGGAAGAAAUGAUAUAUAUGGAAAGACUUGAUGAAUGUGAAUCGAUAGGUGAAGUCUUACAUUUGUUAGAUAUUCAACCUGAUACACUGACCAGUCAUGCAGCAGCUCUGUCCCUGAUUAAACUGAAAGUCUUGGAGAAACAGAGGAGGGACAAGCAGAAAAAGCCAGGGAAGUCUUUUGUGAGCAAAGUAAUCAUGCGGCAGCUUUUUGGGAUUGCACAACGAAACAUUGACACACUGAGUGAUGAAAAUUUAGUUGAACUUGCUAGACAGUUCCUGGAGGAGAAUGAGCCUGAAUCAGAUAUCAAAGAAUUCAUAUUAAAUCUUAUACAGAAGAAGAUGGAGGAUGAUACACUGGGUAAAUAUGCAGUAUUUAGUCUGACUGAGUUACUGCAAGAUGCGAAAUACACAGAUAUUCUGCAAGACAUCUGGCUACAUGUCACUAGCAGAUACACAGAACUAGACAUGGAUGACCUAUUAAAAUACCUGGAUCAUGUGCCAGCCAACAUGGAUAUCACUGACAAGCUAUUGGAAAUAAUUGAGAAUCAUUUGGUACGAUCUGGAUGGCAGCUUGGCAGUAGGGGUAUUGGCAAGAUCUCUGCAAGUUUGUCACGUCUCCAAUGUCAGAAUGACACAUUAGCAUCUAACAUCGCCAAGUGGACUUUGCACCACAUCCAUGAAAUAAAGACAGAAGACUUGAUGAAUGUUCUUAUCUAUUUCCAAGAGACCAAGAAACACAAUGUUGACUUAAUCUACGCCCUUGAAAAAUACAUUUUCAGUAAAGGAACGCAAGUGAAAAAUGAACUACUGGGUCAAACCAUGGAAUACUUCUGCAGGAUUCGAUACCUUAGUCCAGUAAUUAUGGAUUCUGCUGCAGCACAUUUUCUGGAAUGUGGACAAACUUAUUCUGCGACUGACCUGUACCAGAUUUUGAAACCAUAUGGUUUCUUUGGAUAUGAGCCAAGAAAACAAAUGGCAUUUUUCCAAGCUGCCGAUAAAUAUGUACCGAAAGAAUUUGACAAUUUUGAAGGUGUUGAUGUUUACAAACUGAUGUGUUCAUUCUUAUGGCUAGACAGACAUUCAGCUGUUCUUAGAAGUCUUGCUAGAAAAAAGUCCUGGUCAACUGAACCAUUUGACAGAUCAGAUGUAUUUUGGUAUCGACGAGCUUUAGCCACCAACAGUUCCCAGACAGAUUUCUCGGUCCUGAUGCAUGUACGUGGCAUCAAAGUGGAAAACAGAACUGAAAAUCAAAGAAACUACACGACGUUUCAGAUUGCAAAGGAGGCAUUGUCAUCUCUGUUGAAAUAUCCUGUCAUUAGCAGUGUGAAAUUCAAGGCAUUUCUAAUAGAUUUCAUGUUGAUCGUGGACGAGAACAGAAAUGAAGUUUCCUGGAAGAUUUACAAAUCACAGUCCAAGUUACCUGAAACUUACAAUGUGAUCUUCAUCAAGUUGCAGUUUCCAGAGCAUGUCUGUGUCAACACGGGCGAGCUCCUCGGCGAGUAUGCAAUGGCCAAGAAUUAUUUUGCCAAGUGCAACAUUCCUUACAUCACGAUGUCUCCUUUGAAGGCAGGUAUACCACAGACUAGUGUUGAGAUACUCCAAAUGCACUUCCAUUACAAGUUACAUAAACUUGUCAACUUCAAGUUCAAUCCUUUCAACGGAGUUGGUAACAAGAGACUUCUCGAGCUUUGGGAGUCGUCUACGAAUCAGGAACCACCAGUAUAACUUUGUCAGGCUGGGAUUGGAUUGACUUCAGAUAAUCCAGAUGGCAUUAGUGUGACCUUUUCAGGCCUGGAAUGACUGGAGUCAGAGGUCACCUAUCUGACCUUGCCCGGCCAUGAACGUCAUCAUCAGAGGUCACCAGCAUGAUCUUGUCAGACCAAGCCAUGAACUUCAUCAUCAGUGGUCACCAGCAUGAUCUUGUCAGACCAAGCCAUGAACUUCAUCAGUCAGAGGCCUAGGUCGCCAGUGUGACCUUGUCAGACCAGGAACGUAUAAACAUGGGUCAGAGGUCACCAGUCAGACCUUGUCAGACCAGGAACUUGAUCAGUAAGGGGUUAUCAAUCUGACCUUGUCAGGCCAGGAACAACAUCAAUAAGGGUUACCAGUCUGAUCUUGUCAGACCAGGAACUACAUCAGUGAGGGAUUACUAGUCUGACCUUUUCAGGCCAGGAAUAACAUAAGUAAGGGUUACCAAUCUGACCUUGUCGGGCCAGGAACUAUAUCAGUAAGGGAUUACCAGUCUGACCUUGUCAUGAUAGGCAAUGGACUUUAUCAGUCAGCGUUUUCCAGUUUGACCUUGUAUUUGAUGGGCCAAGAACUACAUCAGACAAUCCAUAAAAAAAUUUCGACAAAAUAAUGAUUAUUACUACGUUGUUAUUCUAAAGUUCAAUAAUAAGAAACAGUAUCUGGAUUAAGACAUGGACGUUUUUAGGUGAGAUGGUCAUUCAGUGCUUUUAUGGAGUAAUUUCAUUUUUUUAGCACAUUCUACGUCUU
Pecten maximus is the source of this 2884-nucleotide messenger RNA. RefSeq lists its product as uncharacterized. The transcript has 7 exons. The record is from RefSeq and is a predicted model, not a curated record. The coding region runs from base 95 to 2113 and encodes 672 amino acids. NCBI's taxonomy places the organism in Eukaryota, Metazoa, Mollusca, Bivalvia, Pectinida, Pectinidae.